AUGGGGACGUUUGAUCAGUUGUUUGUAUAUUGUGGUGUUUGUCAUCGGAGGAGUUCAAAGGAGGAUCCUUUGUUUUUGACUUCAUGUGCUCAUAUCCUUUGCUCUCAGCAUUGGGAUUCGAAGCUGGGUAGGAAUUGCACGUUGUGUUCUGCUGGUGAUGUUUCUGUAGUGGUGCUCUCUGAUGCUAGACCGUUGCCGCCGGAUAUCACGGUUUUUUUCCAACCAAUUGAGCAGACUUUGGAGACUCUAUAUAAUGUUUCUCAAUUUCAGAUGACAGGGUUGGUUAAUCAAUGUAGGUUUUACCAGGAUCAUGUGGUGACCUUGCAGGCUAAAUGUGCCAAGCAGAGACAGCUAUUGUUUCAAGCUAAAAAUGAGUUGGAUUCUAUUCCUAAAUUGAAGACCAAGAUCUCCGAGCUUGAGUUACAGUUGAGAACUUAUCAGAAGAGGGAUACUCCCUUUUUCACUUCGAAACAGCAUUUUAAAAGUGAUAGGGUGUCGAGUAUGUCGUCGGCGUCAGAAAGAAAUGGGAACUCGAUUUUUUCAAAUAUGAAAAAUCAUCUUCCUGAUCCACCAGCAACUGUUGACUUGACACUGGAUGAUGAAAACGAACUGGAGCAAGCGUUUGUUAGAAAAUUGAAAAAAAAUUCGAAUUUAAAGAAAUCAUAUAAUAAUCCGAACUCGCAAAUAGUAGCUGACUCUACUCAUAUCGGAAAUUUUACAGAUGAUGACUCAAGUUCAAGUAAUAAGAAGAAUUCUUCUCAAACAAUAACUAGAGAGUUGAGUAGUUCAAAGCUGCCCGUGCAGAGUAAGACUCAGUUUCCUAAUGCUUUAGAGAAAUUAAGAGUUGUAAAGAGAAAUAAUACUGUAACUAAUGCAUCUUCUUCGAAUUAUUCUCAGGCAAGUCACGGUGCCCUUAUUGACCAUAUGAGAAGUAGUAGAGCGGUUAAUGUUAGAGAUUUUUUUCAAACCCAGUCAAAUAUACCUUCAGUCAGAAGAAGUUCGACGUCACAACAAGCACUUAGCAAAUUUUCCAAUAAUCGUACUACAUCAAGCAGCUCUAAUCCUUCAGGAAAUAAAAUAAGAAAACAUAGAUAA
Molecule: messenger RNA, 1095 nt
Organism: Vanderwaltozyma polyspora DSM 70294
Lineage: Eukaryota; Fungi; Ascomycota; Saccharomycetes; Saccharomycetales; Saccharomycetaceae
Gene: CST9
Product: SUMO ligase CST9
Exons: 1
Coding region: 1-1095 (364 amino acids)
Biological process (GO): reciprocal meiotic recombination; protein sumoylation; homologous chromosome pairing at meiosis
Cellular component (GO): synaptonemal complex
Molecular function (GO): SUMO transferase activity
Source: RefSeq, a predicted model, not a curated record